AGUCCGGAUAAGACUUUGCCACUGGAGUGAAGACGCACAACGACUAGUCGGUUUUUAACAAUGUGUUCAACGAGUCAAAAACGGAGAGUGUUUUAAUUUUGUUUUGUAAUAGACGAAGCGCAUACCUGUUCAAAAAUCAGUCGAAGUAGCUUCCAUUUUUUUCAGCGUUUUUGUGUGCAGCCUGCCAAUAAAACCACAGAGCUCACUCCGCGAGCGGUUUGAGCUUUUGGACGUUUUACUUGUACUACUCUCACCAUGGAGUACACCUCUUCCCCGAAGCCACAGCUCUCCUCCAGGGCAAACGCGUUCUCGAUAGCCGCUAUCAUGUCAAGUGGAAAAACGAAGGACAAGGAAACUGAUGAAAACACCAUCAAGCCACUUGAACAAUUCGUGGAGAAGUCCUCCUGUAACCAAGGUUUGGGAGAGCUGUCUUCUCUAGAUGGGCUCGGAGAUUUCAGCGGGAGCGCGCCUCCAGUGUGCACAGAGCCGCUGAUCCCCACCACCCCCAGUGUUCCCAGCGAGGAGAUGGCCAAAAUCUCCUGCAGUUUAGAGACCAAGGAACUCUGGGACAAAUUCCAUGAUCUCGGCACUGAGAUGAUCAUCACUAAAUCCGGAAGAAGAAUGUUCCCCACCAUCCGUGUGUCCUUCUCGGGGGUGGACCCGGACGCCAAAUACAUCGUGCUGAUGGACAUUGUUCCGGUCGACAACAAACGCUACCGAUACGCCUACCACAGGUCGUCCUGGCUCGUGGCGGGCAAGGCGGACCCCCCUCUGCCUGCACGGUUAUACGUGCACCCUGACUCUCCUUUCACUGGGGAACAGCUCCUCAAACAAAUGGUGUCUUUCGAGAAAGUAAAGCUCACCAACAACGAACUGGAUCAACAUGGACACAUCAUACUAAACUCCAUGCAUAAGUACCAGCCCCGGGUCCACAUCAUCAAGAAGAAGGACCACACCGCCUCCCUUCUCAACCUCAAGUCAGAGGAGUUCCGCACCUUCGUUUUCACAGAGACUGUCUUUACCGCGGUCACAGCCUACCAGAACCAGCUGGAUAUUURCAUAUUUUGGUGUGAAUGUACCAGUAUGUUUAAGAGUGAACAUAGAGAUAUAUUUUGGGCCUUUCUCUUUGGUUUUUGCUGCAGGGAAAGUGUUGAGAGUUUGAUCCACAAGCACUCGUACGCACGGUCGCCCAUACGCACCUACGCAGGUGAGGAGGAGACACUGGGGGAUGACGGCCACGCCGCACACAGGGGUUCUGCGUUCACCGCCUCUGACAACCUCUCCCUGAGCUCCUGGGUCACCGCCACCUCUGGUUUCUCAGGCUUCCAGCACCCCCAGUCCCUCUCUGCCAUGGGCUCCAGCAGCGCCUCCAUGGCCAACCCCUUGCCCCACCCCAUGCAGGGCUCCCUGCCCCCCUACAGCCGGCUGGGCAUGCCCCUGACGCACUCAGCCCUGGCAGGCACCAUGCAGGGCAGCGGGCCCUCCUUCCCCUCCUUCCACAUGCCCCGCUACCACCACUACUUCCAGCAGGGCCCCUACGCUGCCAUCCAGGGACUGCGCCACUCCUCCACCGUCAUGACCCCCUUUGUAUGACUCCCUCUGGGGUGACUGCCUGGCCGAGUAGCCCCUCAUCAGCUACAACUAAGCUUAUAGACACACUUCCACACACAAGUAGAUAGACUCACCGAUUUGUCCGCCUCAGCAUCAUCACCCAUCGUCACCACCGUGUCCUUGUAAAUAAUAAGCCCRCUGGCCGAGGCGACUGACUGGACGACCUGGAGAGGCUGCCUGGCUGCUGUCCUGCAUGCUGACAGCUGAACCGGAGAGGAAACAGACUCCUACGGGACCUGGUGAAACAGACACAAGACCCACAGACUGAUAUGAACACUAGAUAUGAAACACUAUUGACCUGCAUAUGAACAUUUACGACCCAGAUAUGAAAACUGAUGAUCCAGGUAUAAAAAAAAA
Salvelinus sp. IW2-2015 is the source of this 1968-nucleotide messenger RNA. Lineage: Eukaryota; Metazoa; Chordata; Actinopteri; Salmoniformes; Salmonidae. The record is from RefSeq and is a predicted model, not a curated record.